Messenger RNA from Amoebophrya sp. A25, 712 nucleotides. Lineage: Eukaryota; Dinophyceae; Syndiniales; Amoebophryaceae. The record is from the annotation of a GenBank genome assembly.
AUGUCCGGUUGUUUCCGCAGUGGUCGUGCUUGGGACGAUUUUGACAAUUGUCUGGCUACCGUGUUUGCUGAAACUGUUGCUUUCUUCGACAGCUACGAACGCAAUGCUCGAGCUGUCCUUUCCCCAGAUGAUGCAGUCCGCCUCGGGAACGCCCGUCAAAAAUAUCUCACCUCUUGUGCUGCGAAGAGCGUCCCUCCAGCACCUAAUCUGGCGCAGCUGGCUACGCAGUAUGAGACCAGAUUUCAGAUCUUGGAGAAGCAGCAUAGCGAGUUUGUAAAGAGUUUUCGGAAAUUUCAGAUGCGAGUGGAGACACUGAGAAAUGAAGCAGAGCGGAGUCGAGGAGCUUCAAGGCCACCGGUUUCAGGUGAAGAACUGGGAUCGCGCUGUGGAGAGCUGAGCAAGUGGAUUGGGGAACUGUAGUUUCUUUUAUCUUUUUAUGUGGCUUUCGCUUUCGCCUUUCGGAGAUUCUCUCAAAGACAAAGUAAGUCAAGAUCGAUGCCACAGUAGUUCUUAAGAUGUCCAGGUAAACUUUGCUCGUAUGUCAAUCCCGACUCUACAACAGCAAUCCCGUCCUCGCAAGCUUAGAGGAGAGCAAACUUGCUUUGUGGCGCAUCGUUGAGCCAGAGAGCGACGGCGCCCAGAGUGCCCAGGCAUUGUUGAGCAGUGUCAAGGGAGCAGCAGGAUCGACAAAUCUGGAUGAGGCCGAAAAUAC